AAAUACGUAUAAUAAUUAAUAAAUAUUAAAUACCAACUGGAAAAUAAAAUAGUUUUUUUAGUUAUUACCUUUUACCAAAAAUAUUUUUAAAUUACAUUAAAUUUACAAAGGAGUUUAGAAAAAUUUAUUUUAAUGUUUUAGCUUAAUUGGUAAUUCUUGAAGUAUCUAGUGUUUGUAGAUUGAAUAUUAGUAACUACAUAUUCCAAAGAAUCAUGACAAGUUCAGCAAAUAAAUCAUCAUCAAAAAAUUCUAACAACUCCAAAUUGACAAGUAAAGAAAUUAGAGAAGAAUACUUUAAUCAACUGCGUUCAUGGUUGUAUACUGUAAACAGUUAUCAAUGUUAUUACAAUAAAUUACAACAAGAAUUUUUACAAAAAAAUGACCAUCAAAUUUUGAAAAAUCCUAAGGAAGUUCCUAAAGUUGUGCCUAAUGCUGUACCGCCUGUUUCUGAAACAACUGAAACACCAAGUGUUGAACCCAAUCAGUUUGUGGGGAUAAGAUGCCAAAUACCGUCUUUAUGGAAGCGUUUUGGAGCUGAAUUUAUUGAUUUUUUAAUAUUAAGUUUUAUUAAAUUCUUAAUUGCUUACUCUCUAGUAGAUUCAAUUUUCGAUAUUGAUUUCGCUAAAUAUAACAGUAUUUUUACACGAGAUGAUGUUGAUUAUACUACAGCAGUAGAAGUGACAUCGGAACUAUUAUUCAUAGAAGUAACACACCGAAUAAUAGUUUGUCUAUAUGAGAUAUGUUGUCUAGAAGGUAGUACAAUAUUUAAAGGAGCAACUGUUGGUAAAGCUCUAUUAAAUAUUACAGUUGUUCGAGCGGAUAAACUGUUUUGUAUAAGAGGUCAACCAGCUGAUGUUAUUGCUUUAACUCCUGGUGGCAUUAUUGGUUGGAAACGAGCAACACUUCGUUCAAUCACUAAAAAUUUAUUUUUCGCAUUUUUGUUUCCACUUCCUUUUAUUACAGCAGCAGCAAAUCAAAACAGAUGUGCAUAUGAUGUCUUAUGUGGAACGAUGGUUGUAGAAUUUGUACAACCACUUAGAUGUGAGCAAUCUGAACUUAUUCCUAUUGGGUAACAAGAUUGGUAAUUAAUAAAUAAUAAUUUAUAUAAUAUGUAUUGAUUAUAACUCUAAAUAUAGGUUACAUUGAGUAAUUUAAUACUUUAUUGUAAAAAAAAUUUAUAAUAUUAUCUAAAUUUGUACAUAAUAUGAAUAUUGAAUAUUGUACAACUUAAUAAAAUGUAUAAUUUUCUGUAUUUUUAGUCUAAGUUAACUUAUUAACUAAUUAUUAAUUUUUGUUUUGUUUAUUUAAAAAUAUUAUGCAAUUUAAAUAAUAUAGUUUAUGAGUGUAAAUUAUUACUGGUAUUAAAAUUGAAUUAUAUGAACUUAAAGCAUAA
Aphis gossypii (cotton aphid) is the source of this 1393-nucleotide messenger RNA. Its product is annotated as protein FAM8A1-like. The record is from RefSeq and is a predicted model, not a curated record. The transcript has 4 exons. Lineage: Eukaryota; Metazoa; Arthropoda; Insecta; Hemiptera; Aphididae. The coding region runs from base 213 to 1073 and encodes 286 amino acids.